Molecule: messenger RNA, 1192 nt
Organism: Paralichthys olivaceus (Japanese flounder)
Lineage: Eukaryota; Metazoa; Chordata; Actinopteri; Pleuronectiformes; Paralichthyidae
Source: RefSeq, a predicted model, not a curated record
AGCACGGACAGGAAGUCGACCAAAACAAAAGGACGCACGUGACUGAACAUCGAGAAACACCAGAGCAGCGGGGAAAUAAACCGGGAGAAGAGAAGUUUGCCGCGUUAGGUGAAGUAAUACAGGAGAAAUGGAGGAACGGGGGGAACAACGUGCGACCACCACCGACUUUCACCUGUCCUGGUGCUACAUCAAGAAGAAGAUGGUUCACGAAAGUCUGUACGCUUCCAAUGUUCCGAUGCUUCAGAGGGAAUUGAACAGAUCUGCCAUGCUGCCGAGACUUCCUGUCUUUUUCCUCAUUUCUUUGCCAGUUUUCCUGGUGCAGGGCAGCACCACCAGUUCACCUGGGAAGAGCUCUGCUGCCCCAGCCAGUCCUCCACCCCGCCCGCCUCCUCCUCUGGGGGACCCCAGCUGGGCUCUGGGUCUGCGCCUGUACCAGGCCCUACGCUCCGACCCCAGCUCAGUAAACACCCUGUUUUCACCUCUGCUCCUGGCCUCCUCACUUAAAGCGCUGGGUGGAGGUGCUGCGGGCACCACUGCCAACCAGCUCGGAGACCUCCUCAAGACCCCCGCCCCCUCCAAGGCCAGCUCUCAGGCAGGAGAGCUUCUGUCCGGGGCGUUAAAGAGCUUUGCCAAAGCAAACGUGACCGCUUUUCACCUGCACACGUCCUCAGCUGUGUUUUCCAAGCAAGCCCCUGCGGUCAGUCAGGCCUUCGUGAAGGACAGCCAGGCCAAGUUCGGGCUUCAGCAUCAGCCACUGGGGAAAGGAGACUCCAAGGCUGACCUGAAGCGGCUCCAUGACUGGGCUAAAGAUGGGCUUGGGGGGCUAGAAGCAGCUCCUUUGGAGGCAGAAAUCAAGGUCAAGGCUGGAGCCUUGAUACUGGCUAAUGCCGUGCACUUUAAAGGGCUGUGGCAGAGAGAGUUCAGCGAGGGGAGCACAGACCAUCGAACCUUCUUGGGGAAGAAAUACACCAAAGUGGUGAUGAUGCACAGAGCAGGUUUGUUCCGUCACUUUGAAGACAUAGAAAACAUGGUGCAGGUCCUGGAGGCGCCGCUGUGGGGAGGCAAGGCCAGUCUGGUGCUCCUGCUGCCCUUCCAUGUGGAGAAUCUGGCUCGGCUGGACAAGCUGCUGACCCUGGAGCUGCUGUCCAAGUGGCUGGAUUUGAUAGUAAUCUGUGAAACCCCUGGUGGGUAG